This is a messenger RNA of Colletotrichum karsti, 669 nucleotides long. Its product is annotated as dynein light chain type. Gene Ontology annotation, biological process: microtubule-based process; cilium assembly. The transcript is spliced from 7 exons. Gene Ontology annotation, molecular function: dynein light intermediate chain binding; dynein intermediate chain binding. Lineage: Eukaryota; Fungi; Ascomycota; Sordariomycetes; Glomerellales; Glomerellaceae. The coding region runs from base 1 to 669 and encodes 222 amino acids. The record is from RefSeq and is a predicted model, not a curated record. Gene Ontology annotation, cellular component: cytoplasmic dynein complex.
AUGUGGCCCGUGCACCAAAGCAACCCGACUCGAUCUAAUGGACCCCUUCCAGUCGCGGCCGUCGUCAGGCUGGCCCAACACGCGACAACACUUCACAAAGACAAGUUCAACCUCAGCCAAUUCCUCCUCUUGAGCCUCGCAGUUCAAAUCGACCAAGUAAGUAGCCCUGAAGCCGGAGGCGCAGCAUUCGACGUUCAACCAGAAAAGGGGUUCUUUGCUUCGCCCGCGCAAGUACGAUGCUGUUUUGAGGCUGACGACGAUACGAUAGCCACCGGACCCGCCGUUUCUCCCGAAUUCACAAUGGCCGACGUCAAGCAGAGCGCCUCACCCGCUCCCCGGGACAAGUUGGAAGGUAUGUGCAAGCUCCGAAGCGGUCUGCGAAGUCGUGGCAAGGCUGACGCGGAUUGGAAUCUAGCUCAGGUCAAGAGCGCCGACAUGACCGAGGAUAUGCAACAGGAGUGCAUCGAAGUCGCCCAGGAGGCCAUGGCCAAGUUCACCAUUGAGAAGGACAUCGCCCAGCACAUCAAGCGUACUUUCGAUGAGCGCAAGGGUCCUACAUGGCACUGCAUUGUCGGCCGCAACUUUGGCAGCUUCGUCACGCACGAGACAAAGCACUUCAUCUACUUCUACCUCGGCCACUGCGCAAUCCUCCUCUUCAAGACUCAAUAA